CCCAUACAGAACUACGAACCACCCUAUUCGGAGUGGGUCACUCGUGAUCCGUCAAUUGAAGAGAUGCGUGAAUGCGUUUGUGUGCAGAAACACCGACCCACUCUGUGUGAUAUGUGGAAAAGCGAUAAGAUGAUGAGCGAUAUCGAGAGAAUGAUGACCGAAUGUUGGGCAGAAUCACCGUCGAAUCGAUUGACAGCGAUGAAUGUACGAAUAGCAGUUGAUCGACUUGCAAAUUCAUUCGAUAUCAAAUUGCAAACUACAUCUUAG
Messenger RNA from Anisakis simplex (herring worm), 267 nucleotides. NCBI's taxonomy places the organism in Eukaryota, Metazoa, Nematoda, Chromadorea, Rhabditida, Anisakidae. The record is from the annotation of a GenBank genome assembly.